Messenger RNA from Sclerotinia borealis F-4128, 2640 nucleotides. The record is from the annotation of a GenBank genome assembly. Lineage: Eukaryota; Fungi; Ascomycota; Leotiomycetes; Helotiales; Sclerotiniaceae.
AUGUUGAUCCAGAAACCUUUAAUUCUCUUUAUUGAUGCAUAUGAUUCAUUCUCAAAUAAUAUCAUUUCUUUACUUGAAACUUCUCUCACCGCCUCAGUGCGAACGGUCAAAAUCGAUGAUCCUAUCCUAUUAGCUUCUGAUGAAGCCUUGCACGAAGAGUUGAGACAUUAUGUAGCAGUAGUAUGCGGGCCGGGCCCUGGAAAUCCGGAGACGGACAGUGAUAUCGGAAUUAUAAAGAAAAUCUGGAGACUUGCCGAUCAGGAAAUGAUACCAGUUUUGGGAAUUUGUUUAGGAUUUCAAAGAUUGUGCUUGGAAUUUGGAGGUCAAGUAAGAAGACUAAAAGGUCCACAACAUGGAAUGAUUAGAAAGGUGGCACAUGCGGGACAAACCGCCGUUGGAGACGAUUCAAUAUUUUGUGGAGUAGGUGAGAUCACCGCUACCUUGUAUCAGAGUUUAUGUGCGGAUAUAGGCCAAGACAAGAUUCUAGAUGAAGAUUGGAACACAUCACGAUGGGAGACAACAGGAAAAUGUCCCAAUUUGAUACCAUUGGCUUGGGUUGAGAGUGCAGAUCUAGAGGCUGAACAUGCGAGAAGUUGCGGUGUGAAAGACAGCAGAGUUUUGGUCGGUGUACGACAUGCAACGAAACCUUUUUGGGCAAUACAAUAUCACCCAGAGUCGGCCUGCACAAACGAUACAAGCAGAGAAAUCUUUAUAAACUGGUUCAAGUUGGCACAAGUUUGGAAUAAAACUUCCAGAAAGACGGAGAUCAAUUACGACGGCAUCAUGCACGGUCAAUCUGCUACACGAGUGAGCCUUCUCCAACAAUUUGAAGCUCUACAAACAAUGCCUGCAUCCCCGACCAGCGAUACUUCGAUCGACAAUAUGAAGCCCAAAAAUAUGUGCAUUUCCCGAACGAUUGAUUUACCAAAGAGUCUUUCUGUGCCCGAUAUUGUGGAAGCCAUACAGGACAUGGGACGAGAUCAUAUUCUAUUGGAAUCUACCAAUUCAGACGAAACUUCCGUCGGAUCUGCAGAUGUCAAGGGAAGAUAUAGUAUCAUUGGCCUCGAUGUUGAUGAUUGUUUGAGAUUCGAAUAUCGUGUAGGGGAUGAAUACAUCACUAAAAUCCCUUCUUCGUCUGGAGAAUACCUUGAUACUAAAGAAGAGAUCGAUCUGAAGUCUUGUGGUGGAGUAUGGUCUUUAUUGGCACAUCGUUUGGAAGUUGCGCGUGUCACUGAAGGUAAUGAAGAGUCACCAUUUUGGGGAGGAUUUAUGGGAUAUACCACAUACGAAUUGGGCCUGGAAACUAUCGAUGUGAAAGUUGAUAGAACUAGCACUCAUGGCAAUCGACCAGAUCUCUGUUUCGCAUGGGUUACUCGAAGCAUAGUUGUGGACCAUGUGAAGAAAAUCAUCUACCUUCAACAAUUGGCCAGUCUUGGUGAUAGCCAAAGUGAUACUACAUGGAUGGAAGCUGUUGCUCCCAAACUUGAGAAGGCGUCUCAACCGAAGUCUGUGAAAAGUACCCGUCAAACGCCUCUCCGACCAGGAGAUCUCGUCUUAGCCUGCGAUCGCAUAAAAGUAUCUCGAAGAGAAAAGCGAGCCUGGUCACCAGUCCGCAGCCCCGCUUCCAAGUUCUCCAUGGCCAUCAGUCAACCCACGGCCGAUUCCUACGAAUCAAAAGUUCGUCGCUGUCAAGAUAAAAUCGUCAGUGGCGACUCUUAUGAGUUAUGUCUCACUGACCAAACCACCAUCACUCGUCUUCGUAGUGAUCCUCCUCAUACAUCAAUCCACAACACCACUGAGUCCAUUCUCCUUUACAACAAGACUCCAAGACCAGCUCCUGCUAAAGGUGCCUGGUCACUGUACAAAAAUCUUCGUACACGUCAACCUGCCCCUUUCGCUUCUUUCCUUCGUCUUGGCCCUGCGACUUUAGUCUCCAGUUCCCCGGAACAAUUCCUCAAGUGGGACAAUCGUCUCGGAAAAUGUUCCCUCCGCCCUAUGAAGGGCACUGUUCGUAAGACCGACGAAGUUUCCACUCUUUCCGAUGCUACCACGCUUCUCAAUGAUCCGAAAGAAAAGGCAGAGAACCUCAUGAUUGUCGAUCUAGUCCGUCAUGAUUUGCAUGGAGUUUGUGGGUCCGGCAACGUUUCUGUUCCACGAUUGAUGGUAGUUGAAGAAUAUGCAUCCGUCUUCCAGAUGAUUUCUGUUGUCGAAGGAUCUUAUUUGAAAUCUGUACCCGAUGACUUAUUGGCCCAUAUGUCAUCACUCACCAUCAAAGACGACAAGAGAACAAAGUACACUGGACUCGACAUAUUGGCUGCCUCUCUUCCCCCAGGAUCCAUGACUGGUGCUCCCAAGAAACGCAGCUGUGAAAUCCUACAAGAUAUUGAACACCACAAAGCUCGUUCUCUAUACUCUGGUGUCGUGGGUUACAUGGAUGUUGGCGGGCGUGGCGAUUUUAGCGUUACCAUUCGAUCCAUGUAUCGAUGGGAUGAUGAGGAUGGUGUCCUCGAAGCAGAAGAGAAAGAUAUUGAGAAAUGGCACAUCGGUGCAGGUGGUGCCGUUACUGCUCUUAGUACCCCCAUCGGAGAGAGAGAUGAGAUGUUGACAAAGUUGAAUGGAACCCUUGGAGUAUUUCGUUAA